Fibroporia radiculosa is the source of this 1197-nucleotide messenger RNA. RefSeq lists its product as uncharacterized. The coding region runs from base 1 to 1197 and encodes 398 amino acids. NCBI's taxonomy places the organism in Eukaryota, Fungi, Basidiomycota, Agaricomycetes, Polyporales, Fibroporiaceae. The record is from RefSeq and is a predicted model, not a curated record. The transcript has 4 exons.
AUGUCACCAAACAAGUAUGAAUUCUCAUUCGGCACAAGGCCCUCCCGCCCCGGGGGCAUCCUUGGUCGUUGCCUCUCCUCCUAUGUCGCACAAACUAUCCGACAACGAUUCAUCUGGCUGAAGUGGGCUUUCCUGCUACACUGUGUCCUAAGCUCUGCAUUUUUUGCUGUCAGGGUCAUCUUGCCAAAUCUUGGAAUGAUCCUCCCUGUCAAUAGAGGUAUCCCUAGUCUGGCUGUCCAAAUCACGAAUCCCCUCGCAGGUCUUCCAAUGGCACAUUUACUUACCAAGCUAACCGCAAUUCACCCUCAACCGAAGGCCUUGGAUCCGUACGUUCUAAAGGCGACUGUGGAUCCUGCUGCCGUAACGGCGUGUCUCUGGUCAACGGAUCAAGACCUCAGUUUGAUAAACUCGUGGGCACAACGGUGGACAGGUCCGAUCUCGCUCCUUGUGACGACGAAAGUAGAGCCUUCCUCCACCGAACACGCUGCUCUCCUCACCUCAGUCUUGGAUCUGCGGACAAAGCAUUCACUGCUCGCGUCCACGCUCUCUGUACAUCUGGUCCAUUUAGAUGCACAGACGCGUGACAACCCGAACGCAUUCCUCAACCUCGCUCGGCUCUUCUCGCAGACUCCUUACGUCGCCCUCUUCCCUGGUAACCUCUCCACUGCGCCACCCAAGACGCUCUACCGCUCUCUCAAGCCGGCCUUUGGCUCUACUAGCUCAUCUAGAGCGAUCGUCGGACCCUCGUUGCAGAAAGAGGGCCAGCGCCCAGCCAUCCUUACUACACGGGGUCAAACGGGCUUCCCCUUCUCCCUACUCGCACCGGUUGUGCUGCCACGCGACGAUCCGCUGUGGUGCACGGAGCGAUUUUUCCUGUCUUCUACAGCAGCUGCAACUGCGAACACACGCGCGGCAGACUGGGAAGAGUGUCUCUGGCAGAUCUGGCUGGAAAAUUUUGGUGACGUCGACGUGCGUCCUACACGCGGUUGGUUGCACGAUGUGUUCCCCGCCGCUGCCCCAACGGGCAGCGAUGCAGCGAUGACAAAGCUGCGCAAGCGGCUGGUCACAAAGUUCCGGAGCGAGACGUGCGUUCUUGCCACACGGCAGCUCGCAGCGCUCAGGAGCGCAGACAAAGCACUGGAUGCGAAGAAGGCGCGCUGGCUAAAGCGAUCGUCUAGUGGGAGUGGAGCCAUGUAG